Centropristis striata (black sea bass) is the source of this 1516-nucleotide messenger RNA. It is a transcript of the gene actr6, whose product is annotated as actin related protein 6. The record is from RefSeq and is a predicted model, not a curated record. Gene Ontology annotation, molecular function: nucleosome binding. The transcript has 11 exons. NCBI's taxonomy places the organism in Eukaryota, Metazoa, Chordata, Actinopteri, Perciformes, Serranidae. Bases 117 to 1307 code for a protein of 396 amino acids. Gene Ontology annotation, cellular component: Swr1 complex.
CGGAAGCUUUAAUGGCGGCGCGUUGUUUUUGUUAGAAGAAUAGACAUGUGUUCUGUUUCAUUAAAUGUGGAUCAAAUUUAACUUUUACAUUUGAUGUUGUUAGUUCAAGCAAUAAAAUGGCCACGUUAGUUCUGGACAAUGGAGCCUAUACGGCGAAAAUAGGAUACAGUCAGGAAAAAGUCAGUGUCAUCCCAAACUGCCAGUUUCGCUCUAGGACGUCCAGAUUAAAAACCUUCACAGCCAAUCAGCUCGAUGAGAUCAAAGAUCGCUCAGGUCUCUUUUACAUCCUCCCCUUCCAGAAGGGUUAUCUGGUCAACUGGGAUGUCCAGAGGAAAGUGUGGGAUCAUCUGUUUGGAAAGGAGAUGUUUAAGGUGGAUUUUGCAGACACCAGCAUCAUCAUCACCGAGCCGUACUUCAACUUCUCUUCCAUUCAGGAGUCGAUGAAUGAGAUCCUGUUUGAGGAGUACCAGUUCCAGUCGGCUCUCAGAACAAACGCGGGCUUUCUCAGUGCUCAUCACUACUUCCACACUAAUCCCUCGGAGCUCUGCUGUUUGGUGGUCGACAGCGGGUUCUCCUUCACCCACAUCGUCCCCUACUGUCGCAGCAAGAAAAUGAAAGACGGCAUCCGCAGGUUGAACGUAGGAGGAAAGUUACUGACCAACCACCUAAAGGAGAUAAUUUCAUAUCGGCAGCUACAUGUCAUGGAUGAAACUCAUGUAAUCAACCAAGUGAAAGAAGAUGUCUGCUAUGUCUCCCAGCAGUUUUACAAAGACAUGGAGAUCUCACAGAUGAAGGGUGAGGAAAACACUGUGGUGAGGGAUUAUGUUCUUCCAGACUUCAGCGCAAUCAAAAAAGGCUUCUGCAAGCCACAUGAGGAGAUGGUCUUCAGUGGAAAGUACAAGACAGGAGAGCAGAUCUUGAGAUUGGCCAACGAGCGCUUUGCUGUCCCUGAGAUGCUUUUCCACCCGUCAGACAUCGGCAUCCAGGAGAUGGGCAUCCCAGAAGCCAUCGUUCACUCCAUCCAGUCUCUGCCAGAAGAGAUGCAGCCCCACUUCUACCAGAACAUCAUCCUGAAUGGAGGAAACACUUUGUUUACAGGCUUCAGGGAGCGACUGGAGGCAGAGCUGCGAUCACUCGCCCCCGCCCACCUCCCUGUGUCUGUCAUAGAACCUGUGAAUCCCAUCUGUUACUCGUGGGAAGGAGGAAAACUGCUGUCUCACAGUCCAGACUACGAUGAGAUUGUGGUGACACGAGAUGAAUACGAAGAGAAUGGACAUUUUAUUUGUGAAGAAAAGUUUGAUAUUUGACUGAACAUAAACUCUUGGCUGCAGAUGAACGCUUCAAUCUACUUCCGCAUUAUGAAAUACUCUUUCUUAAAACGUUGUUCAUGCUUUGACCGAACUUAAACUCUUGGCUGCAGAUGUUUCUGCAUCAUCAUGUGUAGUGCAUUUCUUUUUUAUACUCGUCUGUACUGAUUGUUUUUCUGAUCCAUCAAAAUAUUUGAAUAAGGAGUGUC